CUAAAACCAAAAAGUGUUCAUAUGAGAAUUGUUUUUCUCAUUUGACCCAAAAUAAAGUCAUCACUGCGGCUAUGAAACGCCAAGCAAAACCACCGGAGAAGAAGACGAAGAGGACGACAAAUGCUUCGUCACCAACUCCGUCGUCUUCAUCUCCUUCGUUGUCUUCUCUCCCAGACGAAAUCGUCGAGAACUGCUUAGCUCGGAUCUCGAGGUCGUACUAUCCAACACUCUCAAUCGUUUCGAAAAGCUUCCGUUCAAUUAUCUCAUCCACCGAGCUCUAUGUAGCCAGAUCUCACCUCCGAAACACCGAAGAGUGUGUCUAUGUCUGUCUAUCUGAUAAAAGUUUUGAAUUUCCCAAAUGGUUUACACUCUGGGUUAACCCUAAUCAAGCCAACUCCAUGGUUGAGAAGAAGAGGAAGAAGAAGAAGACAAUUGGAAAGUUGUUGGUUCCAAUUCCCUCUUCUAAUCUUUCUCCUGUAUCAAAAUCCGCCAUAGCUGUUGGUUCUGAAAUAUAUGUGAUCGGCGGAAAAGUCGAUGGUGCACUGUCUUCGGCCGUGCGAAUCCUCGAUUGUCGCAGUAACACUUGGCGCGAUGCUCCUAGCAUGACCGUAGCCCGAAAGAGGCCUUUCAUAUGUCUCUACGAUGGGAAAAUUUACGUAAUUGGAGGGUACAACAAAUUAUCAGAAAGCGAACCAUGGGCUGAGGUAUUCGAUAUAAAGACUCAGACUUGGGAAUGCCUUUCUGAUCCGGGUACUGAGAUACGUAACUGUACCAUUUACAGAAUAGCAGAGAUCGAAGGAAAGAUUCACUUUGGGUAUACACAAAAAACGUAUGCUUAUGACCCAAAGCAAGGUGAAUGGGAAUGCUGUGAAGGCGAGGUUGCAUUUCCGAGGUCCCAAUGUGUGAUGGAGAGUGUAUUGUACACCUUUGCUAAUAACUACACUUGGGAGGACGACUACGGGUGCAAGUGGUGGUCAACGGAUGGAUAUGGGGAAAAGGUAAAAGGGUUGGAGUCACUAUUAGAGAUACACAAGAGGAAUGGUGGCUCAAGUGAUAAUACGACUAAACUAGUUGCCUGUGGUGGGAAACUCUUACUUUUAUGGGAAGGGUACAUGAAGCAUAAUCCCAAUAAUAGGAAGAAGAUUUGGUGCGCGGUUAUCGCGUUAGAAAAGCGUGAUGGAGGUAAGGUUUGGGGAAUUGUUGAGUGGGUUGAUGUUGUGCAUAUCGUCCCCACAUCAUGCAAGCUCUUGCAUUGUCUCGUUGUCUCGGUUUGAUUAACUUGUAUGAUACAAGUUGUAUCCAGGUAUGUCAGUCCUUAACUCCAUCUUUGGAUCCCUUGUCUUAGUUAAUUUGAGUUCAUUUAGUUUUAUAAAAAGUUCAUGCUUCUUUUUUUUUUCCCUGUACAUAUAUGAUGUUAGUAUGUAUAACAUUAUAUAUAUAUGAAUGGAUUGUUGACCAGUUGGAAAGAGGAGAAGGAAGCAAAGGCAAAAAGGAGUGCAACAUGGAUUACCUUUCGCCUCAUGAUCAACACAGUGUCUUCUCAUGUAGAUGAUCUAACCAUCUUUCAAACUUUGUGUAGAGUUUCGUGACUUCUGACUUCAGUUUGUUAGAAAUAUCCUCCUCAUGAGUUGUGUCUUUAACAUCUUUCAAACUUUGUUUUAACAUUGUAACUUCAUCAUGAAUUCUUUGUUUUGAGAAAAGAAACAAAUUCUGUUUAAUAUGUUACAGUUUGCAAUCUCCACGGUUAAAAACAAUGUUGGUUAGAAGUAUCUACAUAUUAAG
Messenger RNA from Arabidopsis thaliana (thale cress), 1782 nucleotides. Its product is annotated as Galactose oxidase/kelch repeat superfamily protein. The record is from RefSeq and is marked reviewed. NCBI's taxonomy places the organism in Eukaryota, Viridiplantae, Streptophyta, Magnoliopsida, Brassicales, Brassicaceae. The transcript has a single exon. The coding region runs from base 72 to 1274 and encodes 400 amino acids.